AGCCUUAGAAGGCCCCCGUAUAUUCAACGAUGGUAUAAAGCACGACAGGGACGCGGGGUAGAUUUCGAAAGGCCAAAAUCUGGGUUAAACUAUCGAUACCAUGGCAUCCGCACGCAACCCGAAGGACUCGAUGAAGUCCACAUGGCGUACUGCCAACCGCGACGAAUGGAGCAUCAGCCACUGGGCCCUCGAGCUGCUCAAUGCCCACCAUAUUUCUCUCGACAAGGAGGUGCCGGUACAUACUAAGCAGGACAAGAUACCUUACAUGCCUCAGUUGUCUCUGAAUAUCUGGGUUCUCUUUUAUGCAUUCAUUCCAGUUCUUAUAAAUCAAGCAUAUUUCUCAUACACAGGUCACAACCUCGGGCCGUUUGCUCUCUUCCACUUCUACUUUUUCGCAUUCAACGCAAUCCUCAUUUACCAAAUUCGCCUCCUCCGUCGUCUCGGCCAUACGUAUGGAUUCCUCGACGGUGACCAACACGAACGCGACGGCGUCCCUGACGUUGGUGUGGGCAAGGUUGCUGCCUCGUUAUACAAGACAACCGGCUCUCGCCUGGCUCUAUCGCUCUACCUCUCCUUCAACGCCAGUCAGGCACCGAUGGCUAUGCAAUGGGCAUGGCUUCCUCUCGAGAUCGGUCUCUAUGGAAUUGUGCUCGACUUUUGGUUCUACUGGUAUCACCGUUUGAUGCACGACGUUAGCUUUCUCUGGAAGUACCACCGCACCCACCAUCUCACCAAGCACCCCAACCCACUCCUGGCGGCCUAUGCGGAUCACGAACAGGAGUUCUUCGAUAUGGUCGGAGUCCCAUUGAUGACUUAUCUCAGCCUCCGGUUCAUGGGGUUGCCCAUGGGCUUCUACGAGUGGUGGAUCUGUCAUGCAUAUGUCGCCUUUGCUGAGGUUUUCGGACACAGCGGUCUGCGCAUCCACAUGACGGUCCCGUCGACGCUGAGCUGGCUGCUGCAAAUGCUGAAUGCCGAGAUUGUCAUCGAGGACCACGACCUCCAUCACCGUAAGGGUUGGAGAAAGAGCCACAACUAUGGCAAGCAGACUCGUCUGUGGGACCGCAUCUUUGGCACCUGCCAUGACCGUAUCGAGUCUGUCGAUAGCAAUAUCGACUACAUCAAUACCGUUAACAUGCCUCUCUUUUGAGUCCCUUCGGGGGCCUGUCUUCCACAGACAUUACUUUCGAUAUGUCGCUGCUAUUCUUCUGGAGGAUUUGCACUGCUGGACCUUC
This is a messenger RNA of Aspergillus heteromorphus CBS 117.55, 1232 nucleotides long. RefSeq names its product sterol desaturase family protein. Lineage: Eukaryota; Fungi; Ascomycota; Eurotiomycetes; Eurotiales; Aspergillaceae. The transcript has a single exon. Gene Ontology annotation, biological process: ergosterol biosynthetic process. Gene Ontology annotation, molecular function: C-4 methylsterol oxidase activity; iron ion binding. The record is from RefSeq and is a predicted model, not a curated record. Bases 101 to 1147 code for a protein of 348 amino acids.